Rotaria socialis is the source of this 885-nucleotide messenger RNA. NCBI's taxonomy places the organism in Eukaryota, Metazoa, Rotifera, Eurotatoria, Philodinida, Philodinidae. The record is from the annotation of a GenBank genome assembly.
AUGCGUUUCAUAACUAAAUUAGUCACUACAACUGUUGGUGUUGUGUGUACAACAGCCUCAGCAUAUUUAUUUAUCGAUGAAAAAAAACGGCAUCGUGUAUUAUUUGCUGCCACUAUUUCUCAAGCACCUAAUAACAAUAAUAAUAAUGAUAUAAUUCAGCCAGAUCAACAAUCACUUUCAUCUCCAAUAAAAUCUAGUGACCCAUGGAAUUGGAAUUGGGAUGGUCGACAUUCAGACAUGAAUAAAACUCGAAUUGUAAGACAUAUUUAUCUUAUUCGACAUGGGCAAUAUCAAACUAAAACAAAAGUUGAAGAUCAAAAACAAUUAACUGAAUUAGGUAAUGAACAAGCCGAUUGGGCUGGACUAGCAUUAGCCGAAUCGAAAAUUCCAUUUACACGAUUUAUACAAUCGGGUCUAAUUCGUGCCGUUCAAACAGCAUCAAUUAUUAACAAACAUAUCAAAUUCAAUAGAAUUGAACAAGAUAUUGAUCUUAAUGAAGGAUUUCCAUUCCUUCCAGAACCAGCUGGUAGAUUUGCCGAUAGUGUUGCUACAGGUCGUAUCGAAUUAGAAACCGAACGAAUGGAAAGAGCGUUUCGUCGUUAUAUUCAUCGACCACUUACGAGUCAAACAGAAGAUUCUCAUGAACUGAUUGUAUGCCAUGCUAAUGUUAUUCGUUAUUUUGUUUGCCGCGCACUUCAAAUACCAGCUGAUGCUUGGCUGCGUUUUAAUCUUUUUCAUUGUUCAAUCACACAUUUAGUUUUUACAUCUGAUGGUCGUGUAAUUUGUUAUGGCAUUGGUGAUGUUGGACAUGUUCCACAAGAACGACGCUCCUUAAGACGACCCAGUAGAAAGCAAUCACGAACAUCCGCCGCAAUAACUGCAUAA